Messenger RNA from Aspergillus puulaauensis, 759 nucleotides. RefSeq names its product S1 family serine peptidase. NCBI's taxonomy places the organism in Eukaryota, Fungi, Ascomycota, Eurotiomycetes, Eurotiales, Aspergillaceae. Gene Ontology annotation, molecular function: serine-type endopeptidase activity. Gene Ontology annotation, biological process: proteolysis. The record is from RefSeq and is a predicted model, not a curated record. Bases 1 to 759 code for a protein of 252 amino acids. The transcript has a single exon.
AUGAAGCCCGUCAAAGUACUCGGCAAUCUACUGUACUUCCUCCCCCUAUUGACCCAGUCUGUGGAUGCAAUUGUGGGAGGAAGUGACGCGUCUGCGAACGCUGCGCCUUUCACAGCAGCGGUCAUAUCGAGCACCGUGUUUGGCGACUCUUAUAUCUGCGCCGGCUCGCUGAUUAGCUCGAACACCGUUCUCACCACCGCUGGAUGUGCCGACGGAUCCUCAGCGUCGUCGCUGAAGGUCCGAGUUGGCAGUCUCGAGCACGCUGCCGGGGGCAGGUUGAUCCAGGUGGUGAAAGUCAUCCAACAUCCCAACUACAACAGGAAUACCCGGGAUUCUGACUUCGCCAUUCUCCAUCUGGCGUCCUCGGUCGCGGAUAUCGAACCCGUAGCAAUUUCCGAGCAAGCGACAAUAACAGGGGCCCCUGUUAGCCUUUAUGGCUGGGGACUGACUGGCAAGCUGUCGACCGAGAAUGCUCGAGUGUUGCAACGGUUGGAUUCAACAUUCAUCUCCGCCGAUGACUGCAACCCAGUGUGGUCAGAUGUCAACCCGGUGACUGGAAACAUGAAUUGUGAUGCUGCCCCCGAGAAGCAACAGGGAUCCUGUGACCGUGACCAAGGAGGUCCGGUUAUUAGCGAAGCCGGUGAACUGGUGGGCCUUAUAGGUUACUACAACUACUGUGAGCAGAGCUCGAAUGGUCGCCCUGAUGUCAAUAAUGAUCCGCUGAGUGCAUCCGAUUGGAUCACUCAGAAUACGAUCUGA